CAAAAAAUUAUUCCGGAUAGCAUUUUAUUUCGCUCUGUUUGUGCAUUGUCCGUCGUCUCCGUAGUAUGCCUUUGCCUUUUUAAUCAGUUUUGCUUUUAAUAAAUAAUAAAAAGAAAAGAAAAUAGCCAUCAAUUAAAGCAACUCAUGGUUUUUAAAAAAAUAAUAAAUAAUUCCAAUGAAUAGAGAAGCAUUUCAAUUGUGAAAGUGAAAGUAACCCAAGUGUUGAGUUAAACAAGUGAAAAAUAAGUGAAGAAAUUCCGAUAGAAGCAGAAUCAUGGGAGCUGUGUUGGCAAAAUUUAGAAAAGAGAAGAGCUCUGCUGAUAUCUUGGAAAAGCUCGAAACAGAAAUCAAUACAAUUGAAAAAUAUUCCCUCAGCACACAAGAGAAACAAAGGCGUUUGGUUGGACAUUUUCUAGUCAUAUCAAUCGGAUUAUAUGCGAUUGGAUUCUUUAUUAUAUUUUUUGUUUUCUUUCCGACAACAUGGCCGGAUCGUAUAACAUAUUCAGUGCCAUUACUCGCAUUUCCAUUAAUAAUAUUUUUAGUAAGAAGAUUACUUGCUUGGUUUUUCCAAAGAAAAAUCAACAAAAAUUCAACAAAAUUAGUAAAACUGCGAGCUGAAAAAAAGAAGAUUUUAGAACAAGUCAUGGAAAAAGAAACAUAUAAUGUUGCAUCAAAACUUCUCAGCAAGUAUGGAGGAGACAAAUCUUAUGGAAUCAAGUCAUCAGUAACCGCUCCAACACCACAGCCAAACAGAUCACAAACAACAACAACAACAACGGAAAAGCGAAUUCUCAAUCUCAACUCCAGCUUAGCUGCUUUAUCAAACCGCCCAGGUGGCGGUGGCGUAGUUGGACCUGGCCAGCCUUACAAUAAUCAAAUAACUAUCAAUCAAUCACUGCUUGCUGCUGCAGCAAAUAUUGGACAGUCAACAACAAUUAGUCCCCUAACACCGCGCUCAUCUUCGAUAACAAACAACACUAGUGGCGCUCUAAGAUACAGAGGACCUGGAACGCCUCGUAAUAAUUCACUUGCGUUGCAAAAUACUCGGCCAUAUCCAAUAAUCAAUCAAAAAGCUCAGGGCUUACUCGAAAAGGUUGUUGAUUACUUAAUAGGUGAUGGUCCACAGAACCGUUAUGCUUUAAUAUGUAAAGAAUGUUUUGCACAUAAUGGAAUGGCACGACAAGAAGAUUUUGAUUAUGCAACAUUCCGAUGUGCAUUUUGCAACGAACUUAAUCCAUCUCGAAAGUCACGACCGGUGGCGCCGAAACUAACGAGCGGCAUGAGUCCGCUCCAUAACCGAAUGAUUGCAUUUUCAUCACGUAACAGUGGUUCAUCGUCGGAAUCCAGUGACGAUUCAGAUGUUCCUCGAAGAGGAGUUGAGAAUAUUACAUCGCCGCAAUUCACACAGUUAGCAACUGAAAAGAAGGAAGAACCAGAAUCACAAAAUAAUAAUGAAUAUUCAAAUUUGAUUAGCGAUUCAGUUCCGAGUGAAGAGAAAGAAUCGAAACCAUCCAGCGAAGCAGAUGAGCAGAAGUCUGCAGAUCUUGAAGUUGAAGAAAAUAACACAGAAGAAAAACUAAUCACUGAAGAAAAAAUCAUUGAAAAAGCAAUCGAGGAGAGCGAGACUAAAUAAUUUAUUAUUAUAUAUUUAACUUAAUAAUGUUAUGCAUACUAUUAUUUUAAUUAUUAUACAUAUAUUGUUCAA
Molecule: messenger RNA, 1705 nt
Organism: Eupeodes corollae
Lineage: Eukaryota; Metazoa; Arthropoda; Insecta; Diptera; Syrphidae
Gene: Lnpk
Product: endoplasmic reticulum junction formation protein lunapark-B
Exons: 7
Coding region: 275-1633 (452 amino acids)
Biological process (GO): endoplasmic reticulum tubular network organization
Cellular component (GO): endoplasmic reticulum tubular network
Source: RefSeq, a predicted model, not a curated record